Rhinopithecus roxellana (golden snub-nosed monkey) is the source of this 2847-nucleotide messenger RNA. RefSeq names its product MOB kinase activator 3C (gene MOB3C). The coding region runs from base 283 to 933 and encodes 216 amino acids. Gene Ontology annotation, cellular component: cytoplasm; nucleus. The transcript has 4 exons. Gene Ontology annotation, biological process: signal transduction; positive regulation of protein phosphorylation. Lineage: Eukaryota; Metazoa; Chordata; Mammalia; Primates; Cercopithecidae. Gene Ontology annotation, molecular function: protein kinase activator activity. The record is from RefSeq and is a predicted model, not a curated record.
GCGUCUGUGUACUGGGGUGGAGGGGAGUCCCCUUUCUCCGCCCCUCCCCGCCCCGUGGCCGCGGCGUGGCGGGCCCGGGGCGGAGCUGGCGUCACCCGGGCAGGAGGGCGGCUGCAGCCGGCAGGACAGGCAGACGGACAGGCUGACAGGCGAGAGAAUAGGCACUGCGGGACCGGCAGGAGAAGGGCGACCCUGUGGCUGGGAAUGUGACCCCGCGGCCAGAGGAGGGCCCGGUAUCCUCAGGUCUGAGCCCCUGGACAGCAGCUCCAGGCCCAGCUGGCCAUGGCCCUGUGCCUGAAGCAGGUGUUCGCCAAGGACAAGACGUUCCGGCCGCGGAAGCGCUUUGAGCCGGGCACACAGCGCUUUGAGCUGUACAAGAAGGCACAGGCCUCUCUCAAGUCGGGCCUGGACCUACGCAGUGUGGUGAGGCUGCCACCGGGGGAGAACAUCGACGACUGGAUCGCUGUGCACGUGGUGGACUUCUUCAACCGCAUCAACCUCAUCUACGGCACCAUGGCUGAGCGCUGCAGUGAGACCAGCUGCCCGGUCAUGGCCGGUGGGCCCCGCUACGAGUACCGCUGGCAAGAUGAGCGCCAGUACCGGCGGCCAGCCAAGCUCUCUGCGCCACGCUAUAUGGCAUUGCUCAUGGACUGGAUCGAAGGCCUUAUCAACGACGAAGAGGUCUUUCCCACGCGUGUUGGAGUUCCCUUCCCUAAGAACUUCCAGCAGGUCUGCACCAAGAUCCUGACCCGCCUCUUCCGAGUCUUUGUCCAUGUCUACAUCCACCACUUCGAUAGCAUCCUCAGCAUGGGGGCAGAGGCACACGUCAACACCUGCUACAAGCACUUCUACUACUUCAUCCGCGAGUUCAGUCUGGUGGACCAGCGGGAGCUGGAGCCACUGAGGGAGAUGACAGAGCGGAUCUGCCACUGAGCCCAGGUCUGGACUUUUUUGGCCAUCAGAUGGACAAUCUAAACACAGGAUGGCUGGCAGAGGGGACCCCCAGGAGCCUGAAGGAAUCUGAAGGCACUGGAACCACUCCACACACCCAAAGCCUCUGGACUUCUGGUUCUCAGGAGUCUGCCUACCUGUCACCCUGACCGCUUGUGGAUGGAGAAGGGGAGAGCAUCUAGGCGGGCAAACAGAAGGGAAGUGGAGUUAAACCUCUGGCAUGAAGUGUGGGAGUAGGGUAGGCUAGGGGGUUUCUUCUAUGACACUUGACCCUUCCAUGCUGGUUCCCAAGCCUAUUGGAGGAAUGUGGGUGUGGCCAAGGUGAUGGCAAGAAAGGUGCAAGAGAGUGAGCAGCCUGCCUGUGAGUGAGCACAGAUGCCGGGGUGUGUGCGUGUGUGAUUUUCAGUGUGGGGUGUGUCUGUGAGAGCUAGCUGCCUUACCCCUCCUUGGCACAUAGUAGGCCUUCCAUAAACGUUGGAUGGAUGAAUAGAUUGGGACCAUCAGACCAUGGGACCAUCAGACCACAGCCACUGUAGGAGUGAUGACAGCUCAGCAUCCCCACUCAGUAUAUCUGACCAUGUGACUAAGUGCCCAAAAUGUGGUUGUAGAUGUUGCUCUACAUUCAAACCUUCCAGGCUACAUUCUUCCAUCAGCAUGAGUCCUGGAGAGCUGGGGGAAGGUAGGAAGAGGGGCCUUGCCUUGAGUUCCUAAACCCUGACCCACCACAGACACAGGCUCCGAUUCUCUUACCCAGAGAUGCCCAUGAGCUGACAUUAUACUCAUCCCUCUGCCUCCAAGAAGGGCUGUAUUAUAGGUAGCCUGGGGGUUGGAGAUGAUCCCUCAAGUACACAAAGGUCCCCCCCUGGCCCUUCAUCUGGGAAUCAUAUACUCCAGUCUAGCUCCCAGAAUCUACAGACCUGGCUCCUCGGAUCUGAAGCCCAGCACAAAAUAAUCCCCCAGUCCAAGGAGCUUGUGGAACUUCAACUGGGAACUUUGGAGUCUUCUCUCCCAUCCCAGGACAUUGAGGAUAUAGUUGGUGAAUGGACUCUUCCAGUAUGGAGAUCCUCCAUCCUAAAACUACCUGCCUCCUUCCCAGCCAUCCCUCAGGCAUUCCAGACAGUUGGAUCUCAGAGCACAGCUAUCCACAGGGACUGGGAUGUUCAUUCAACACUCCAUUACUCAGUACCUCCAUACCCAGCCCUAUGCUCAGACCCACAGGUGGGGAAACUGAGGCAGGAACAGGGUUCUGCCCUCCCAGAGCCUCCACUCUGGGAGGCCAGAAUGGAAAGCCAGAAGGGACCUGAGAAUCAUCCAGUCUCACUGUCUCAAUGUACCUACGAGGAAACUGAAGCCAGGAGAAGAAGAGGGAGAAACUGUCCAAGGCCUCACAGGGAGGUGUUCACAGAGCUGGAGAAACCAGGGAUCCUGACCCAUCUAUUGCUACACAGAGAUACACAUGGAAAGAGGGUGUAACAGACCUUCUCUAGGACAUAACUGUUUCUGCUUUGAGCAAUAAUUUCUAACCUGAUGCCAACAUGCCCCCACUGCCCUGGGGUUGGCUGGGGUUGUUUCCUGAGCCAAGCAUCCAAUAUCAUGCCCCACUAAAUAGCCUAGAAGCUGCCUGCACUUUGGGGAAACAGAUGGAGCUCUUGGGGCCAGCCAGCUGGGCCUGGGACUUCUGCUUCUGCCGCCUCCAGAGUGGCCCGGCAGCUUUGCCGGAGCUGUGGAGCGAGGGUAGUAGAUUUCCCCAGAGUGCUGUGACUUGCAUGAUGGAUUCUAGGCUGUGGCAAGGGCUGAUGUCUGGGAUGGGGGGAGGGUGGGAAAAUGUAUUUUUAUGAAACGGAGGGAAGACUUUAUUGUUGUUAUUUUUGGUAAAAUAAAAGGCAAACUAAAGCA